Metarhizium acridum CQMa 102 is the source of this 3393-nucleotide messenger RNA. RefSeq lists its product as uncharacterized. NCBI's taxonomy places the organism in Eukaryota, Fungi, Ascomycota, Sordariomycetes, Hypocreales, Clavicipitaceae. The record is from RefSeq and is a predicted model, not a curated record.
AUGUUGACCAGCAGGCGCCAAGACACGGAGGACAAGUCGCCGGAGGAACCUCCUGCCAGCUCGAAAGAAGUGCCCGAGUCGGCACUUGCUGGAGAUGAUGAUGCUAAUAAUGCCGCCUUGGAGAUAGCUUGGCCGGACUGUACGUCUGAGCCUGGCGAAGAGCUCAAGUCCAGGGCUCAAGACCCGUACGACGAGCCAAAAGUUGGUGUCAACACUGAUCCUUCCGCAAGAGCCCAAAUCGAAGUCGAGGCCGAAAACAGCAGAGAUUCGAGGAGCGCUGCCGAGAUUUCAACUAACACUACACAACACUGGGUGUCGACGGCCAAGGGAGCGGCGCUGGAUCCGCAACCUAACGACCGUGAUACGGUUGAGGACCUAGAACGCCUGGCUCCGACUCAAAGGGCUCUCAUAGAGCAUAUUUUCAAGCCUCUGGAAAUGCUGUGCCUUUACGUCGAAGCAUGGAAUCUUAGGGCUGCUGGUGGUGAGAAAAGACCAGGGGCUGGCGUGGGACUCGAUCCUACUGUUCCAACGCGAGGACAGGCUGAGAUGGAGGCCUUUUUGGACCUUACACGCCAACGCAACAAACUGAAUGAAGCGUAUGCUCAACUGUUGGUACAGGUUCAGGGGCAGCGGGCAGAACCAACUUCUUCGAAAACUAGGCCUUCAUGGGACUGGCAGCAAGCAAAGAGAGUGUGUUCUGCCUGUCGCGAGAAGUUUGAGAUACAGGCCAAAGGCGAAGAAGAGGAGGAGGGAAAGACGAGCAUGAAAGCUUCUGAUGAGGAGCAUCAAUCCGAGGUCUCGUCCCCUAUUCUGUCUGUCCCAUCAUCGAGAAAUGGACAGCCUGCCGCGGCGGGAGGUGCGUACAUGGCAGAGUACAUGGCCGGGCUGGAGGAGUGGAUGGAUGAAGCGGCUACAUUCAACGAGGAGCAGGCCAGACUUUUACAACAACCGCUGUACAUAUCCCCUACGGAUUCCCUGAGGAACUCUGUCGCACAACUCCAAGAGGAACCAGAUGUACUGGAACCCACGCCGCUUUAUCCUCCGGCUCCAAGCCCGCCUCCGGUCUCAAAUGCUUACAUGAGACCACGUCGCACCGACGCAGAAGCGGAAUCUCAGUCGCAUUAUGUUCCUGACGAUGCUUGUUCGGUUGCAAGCUUCCUGGAGAGUUAUGGCCUACACCAAGAAGACUCGCCACAGUCUAGGCGUGAACAGUACUUGGAAGAUUGCUUACGCCAGGAGUGUAAGGAGAAGGAAUACUGGAUGGACAAGUAUGACGAGUUGGCAGACAGAGAUGAAAAUGGAACUAGGAUCUAUGGAAAGUCGGUGAAACGGUACAACAACCUGAGAAUGCGGUAUGACGACCUGAUGGAGAGGCAUGAGGAGAUGAAAAUGAGGUUUGAGAGGGAGAUGCAGAUUCACGACAGAGUGAUGGAGGUAUUUGUUACAAACGCAGUCGAGGUGGAUUGGACGCGAAGCUCAAGUCAGUCAAGGAGUAAUGACAGGAGGAGCAUGUCACCGCCGCUGAGUCCCCGGGGAACAUCAUCUCCAAUCACUGUUCCGACGUCAUUGGAUUCGACCGAGGCCGGUCAAUGGGGAGGUGUUGAGCCUAGAGCUUGCGGUACUGCUUCUCAGCGAGCCCGGGGCACAGCUGGGGUCGAGCAAGGCCCUGUUGCUGCUGCUCGACCUCGAAAUGAGCCUCAGACCAAGUUGUUUCAGGCAGAGGCCUCGAUGGCUCGCGGGAGACGAUGUGCGCCUGGGACUGCACAGGCAUCGACAUUUUCAGACUUUGUCGAAACCCAAUGCCAGUCGUGGGUCGCCAUGUGCGACUUCCUAUGGUCUUUCAUCCUCCCAUUGCGGCAACCAGCCAUCCUGGUAUCAGGCGCAGAUGGUUCUUCGCCAGUACAAAUGUCUCGACAAAUGAGCCGCAAUGCUGAGAUGAGCAUCCCGUGGAGUGCCAUUUUCAACGUACUCACCCACAUCAUCUUCCUGCUCGGUAUCCAAACCUGGAUCGCGUGUGCCAAGGAGCGGAACACGUGGUUGCACGCAAACAACAUCAAGCCAACGACUUUACUCUCCUCGUAUGCUCGGGGAGAGAGGUCCUUUUGGCCAGGCCUGCAUGGCGGACUGUUGACGGGUGCAGAGGCGAUUAUCCAAAGCCGUCAAGGACAAACCCCAAAGGCCGACCCCUGCUUCUGCGCCAACUAUUCCUCCAUGUUGAACGAGCGUGUAAUUCGAUCUGACGGCAGCCCCGAUUACUGCAGUCUACGAACUGGAGCCUCGGCUCAGCAGACGGACCUGGGAUUUACAAAUAAUACCAGUGUCUUCCAUGCUUGGGCGGGCUCCACGGCGACGGGCCCUUGUUUGCGGCAGAGACGGUUAAAUAGUGCCGGUGUCGCUCCAUUGACUUUGCUGCGUCGCAAGACUCGCAACUGUACGCAACAGCAGCUACACCACCAAGAAAAGCAGCACUACCAUCGCCACCGUUACUCGAGUACUUACUCUCGUCCUCGAACACAUCUAGGACCGUCGGGGAAAUAUCGCACUUUAAGUUCUACAAACGCAAGCGCACACAACAUGUCGGCGGACCUCAUCCCGGCCAACCCGGCAGGCCUCAUGGUCAUCCGCAAUGUCACGCCCAACAUUGCGACCUUCUCAGUGCCAUUUUCGCGAUUUGGCAGGAUCAAGAUUGGUGGUCGUGGCACACUUGUCAGGCUCACAUCCGGCAACCUCGCCGUCUUCUCUCCCGUCGCCCUCACAGAAGAAUCCAAGGCCAAAGUCAGCGAACUCGGCGGCAGCGUAGGCUACAUCGUCGCUCUCGACUUUGAGCACCACAUCUUCAUCUCUGAAUGGGCCAAGCAAUGGCCCAAUGCAAAAAUCAUUGGCCCCGAGGGUCUUCCCGAAAAGCGCUCCAAGCAGCUCAAGGAUCCUAAAAUCAACGAUGACAAAUUCGCUGUUAUUUUCAAGAAGGAAGGCAAGCGCGACGUCAAAAUCAGCCAAGAGUUUGAUGCCGAUUUCGACUAUGAGUAUGUCGAUGGCCAUGCAAACAAGGAAAUCGUCUUCAACUACAAGCCGGACAAGGUCCUCAUCGAGGCCGACCUACUGUUUAAUCUGCCCGCCACCGAGCAGUACAGCAAGGUGCCCGAGUCGCAGAGGCCGGGUGGCCUUCUUGACAAGCUAUUCCGAGGGGUGCAGAACACCGAGGGAGAUGCGACCUGGGCCAAGCGGUUUAAUUGGUAUCUUGCCAAGGACCGCAAUAGCAUGAAUGAGAGCCUGAAGGUGAUUUCACAGUGGGAUUUUACAACAUUGAUUCCUUGCCACGGCGAUGUUAUUGAGGGUAAUGCGAAAGAGGUGUUUAACAAGAUCUUUGAGUGGAACUUGCGUGGCAAGAUGUAA